CUGCUGUGCUCUUCCCUUCUUCUCUCCGCUUUGACGUCAACCUCCACCCGCUCCACCCCCCUCGGUUUAUCUCCUUUCUGAGGUGCCCUCAGCUGUAUUUUAGGACCUUAGCCUAAACUGAAUCAACCCGGGAGAAGAAAACACUCGAAAUUUAGAAACCCUCGACACCAAUGUGGUAAACCGUAGGCCAAUCACCACCAUGACCCUCCAAACACGGGAACGGUGAAAAUUCAAGCGGUUGGCCAGCUGGAAAUCCCCCCAAGUUUGAUCGGGUUCAUCGCCACAGCAGCACCAUGUCAUUUGCCAAGCCCCGGUUAACGCCCAAAUUGGGGCGCCGGAAUACGGAUCCCAGCCCCAGGGGGGUCGCCCCCUCGGUUUCCCUAGCGACUAAAGCCGCUCCGCCCUCAUCUCAGCUCGCGCGCAAUAGCAGUAACCACGUGCCGAAUGGACGGUCUCAAGGGUAUACCACGCCCUCGUCCACGCCCGCCGUCCGCGCCACCCGUCCGGCGACCACGGGUCCACCCCCCUCUAAACCACCCAUGGUCCUAAACGGACUUAAAUCGCGCCGCCCGCCCGUCGCCACCACCGUUCAUGUCUCGACCUCGAGCACCCAGAGGACGCCUCCCGGUGUUUCCAGCAGUGACACGCACUCAUCGCUCACCCUGUUGGCCUUGAACGGCGAAUAUUUACAGUCCGAGUGGAUGCUGGCCGUCGCCCGUGAUAACGCCUGUCAAAUCCGACACGCCUGGGACAAAGAGUAUGUUCAAAUUCGAACGGCCUUGAGCGAGGCCUUGUCCGAAAAGAUCCGACAAGAAAUCGAACUGGACCGCUGGCAAUACCUGACCCUGUUCGCCUCCACCAAGGCUGUCGAGAAUGAGAUUCGCGCCCGAUUGGUGACCGUGUUGCCGGAGACCGCUCAGAAAUUGCACCUCGCGGCUCGAGCCCUAGAACGAGCUCAGACUUACUUAACCAUUGAGGGCGUGUCGGGUACGAAGCCUGAGGAUUUUACUCACCUCAAAGUCCAGAUCGAGUCCCGACAAGCGGCUUUUUCCGAGAUAGCUCGUCACCUUCAAGACGAUAACUCGCGUGAAAUGGCCGUCCUCUGUCAAGAGGUUCUCGCCAAUCUGCAUGCCGUUCGGAGUUCCCAGGGCGAUGUUCACAAACUCGUGCACGAAUUGGAUCAACUUUCUACGCGGGAGGCCUCCCUGCAGAUCAGUCAGGCAGAUGCCAAGAAUGAGAAUCCGGAUACUAUCUCAGACGAGCUCGAGCUCGAGCUCGUCCUGCCACCCAGAAUUCCCCCACCUAAGCUUAUUGAUUUCUAAUUUCCCGCUUAAAAAUAAACAUGCACAUCGAUGCACAUCGUUAUUAUCCAUCACUUCGUUGGCGGGCUUCAAUUUCAAAUUCAUAGUAUAUUGUUAUAAAGUUUGGAAAUGAAGUUUAAGGGUUGUAUAUAUCGGGUUAGGUUAGAUUAGGUUAGCUUUAGGUUAAGUUUAAAAAAGUCGUACCGCCAACUUACUGGUGGAGAAUAACGUUGAUCUGAGCAGGAGGAUGUGCAUUGAUGUGCAUGUUUACUUUUCAGCGGGAAAUUUGAAGUUAGCCUAAUUUACCCUCCUGCUCCAUGCUUACGCUCGUGUUUCAUGUCGAACAGCAAAAUGUCCCUACUCUAUGAACGAGCGAGAACACGAGCCGUUUCCUAUCCUUCAAAUCCCCAAUUUGACGACUGUUCAAUAGUCUGGCUUGACGGGUCAUUAUGGUGACCAUCGGACCUUUCAACCCCGUCGACUUGUUCCAGGCCAAUGCGGCCCUACUCAGUAGUUCGUUCAGAGAUCGCGAGAUGGGCUUCUUCCUCGACUCCAUGGCCAAACGGCCCCAUUUCAGUCUAAAAGCCACCACCUUGGAUGGUUGCCUGAUUGCCUUCUUAUUGGGCUAUACGGCCCCGCCCGAAGAUCCGCCCCAUGUGAUCCAGUACGAGAUCAACCAGCCCUCUGUGUUCGACGACGAGAACGUGACUCAAAUGUGGGGUUUGCUCAUGGAUUGUGGGCGUUACCAGUACACGCACACAGAGGACUGCUUGCUUUUGUGGUGGCGUGCAUGUCCUUGGUGAAACGGAAUCUGAUCUUGGAGUUUUAUUUGGACGUGCGUGAUGCCCACAUGGCCUUCAUGUGGAAAGGACAGGGGUUUAUUCAGAACAAGGACUUGCAUGAGGGGAAGUACAUCAAGUUCACCAAGUAUUUGUCCCAAUUGAAGAACGUGUUGCCCGAGUCCUAUUACAAGAAGAAGACCAAAGCCAUCACCUAUCUGUGAUAGAGUCCAGACACUCUGGCCCUGGUUUUCCUACUUUACCAGUCUAAAUAAAGCGACGCAAAAUCCAGCCUUUUGGAUUACAUCGAAA
This is a messenger RNA of Tigriopus californicus, 2392 nucleotides long. RefSeq lists its product as uncharacterized. The transcript has 3 exons. NCBI's taxonomy places the organism in Eukaryota, Metazoa, Arthropoda, Copepoda, Harpacticoida, Harpacticidae. The record is from RefSeq and is a predicted model, not a curated record. Bases 294 to 1322 code for a protein of 342 amino acids.